Molecule: messenger RNA, 724 nt
Organism: Hordeum vulgare subsp. vulgare (domesticated barley)
Lineage: Eukaryota; Viridiplantae; Streptophyta; Magnoliopsida; Poales; Poaceae
Product: enhancer of rudimentary homolog
Exons: 4
Coding region: 174-485 (103 amino acids)
Source: RefSeq, a predicted model, not a curated record
GCUAACAUCACCCCACUUAACCCUAGAACAUCUUCCGGACGCCUCCCUCGCUCUCGCGUUCUCGGCAAACCAGCGACGGCGACCGCUCUUCACGGCUGCCCCCCUUCUCCCGUCGGGCAUCGGCGGAUUUGCGCGGGCCGCUAUCCUCUUCUUCCCGAUAGUUCUUCCUAGCCAUGGCUGGGAGGCACACCAUUAUUCUGAUGCAACCAUCCCAAAAUAGGAGCUCCAGGACGUUCAUGGAUUAUAAUUCAAUUAACCAUGCAUUGGAUGGAAUCUGUGGUCUCUAUGAAAGGAAAAUCAGGGAUAUCAACCCAAUGAUCCCGAACAUAACCUAUGACAUCACUGACCUGUACAACUUCAUUGAUGGCCUAGCUGACAUCAGUGCACUAGUCUAUGAUCACGAAAUCCAUGCGUUUCUGCCGUAUGACCGGCAGUGGAUAAAGCAGAAGUUGUUUCAGCACCUUAAGAAGCUGGCGCAAAGAUAGUGACUGGUUCUUGUUGUUGGUUCAGUAUGUCGCCACCGUUAGACAGGCAGGCAUCUGUGAUAAUUUGUGUCUGAUUAGUGCACCAGAAAGGUUUUUCUUGUACCAUGAUGAGAAUUUCACAUGGCAUGCUUAUAUUCUCGGUGUCGAACUAGGUUGAUGGUGGUUUGCCUCUGGUAUCCUAUAUAUAUGUGAGAUAAACAUAUAUUUGUUGUUUUAUAAGAGCAUCUUCAACAGUCUAA